This is a messenger RNA of Cladocopium goreaui, 1346 nucleotides long. Lineage: Eukaryota; Dinophyceae; Suessiales; Symbiodiniaceae. The record is from the annotation of a GenBank genome assembly.
AUGGCUUCAGUGGACGAUGUGCCACGGGAUUUGGAGGGCUCCUUCUUGGCCAAGAAGGAGUGGCAAUAUCCAGUGGAGGAUAGGUCUGGAUGGCUGCCAGCGAAUGCACAGGAGUUGGCAGACAACCACCCCUGGACACGCCGCGCGGUUGAGAAGAACCCUCGUUUUCCAGGCUACGUGCCGCCCGAGGCGUUGUUCUGCUGGACGGAGCCAGACUUUGCGAGCUACAUCAACAGUGGUGGUUUCGUCAAGCCCAAGCUGAGAUGUCAAUACUACAUUUCCCCAGAGAAUCCACAGACCAUCGUGGACUUGUUGGAACCUGUCCUUAGCGAACUGAAUUGGACCUGCACCGUUGACUCCAAGACGGGGCGUGAGGAGUCCUUGUCCCAGGUCACAGAUUACAUGGGUAUGCCAGUGCCGACGCUGAAGAAGCAGGCCGAUGGCUCCUUAGAAGUGGUGAAGCCACGGGAAGACAUCGCACCCAUCUUCAUCUGGGAAUCCAGCAGGAACAUGAUCGAUCACGCGCCCACCUUGAAGUUUCGCGGCUUGGUGAACCGCCUGAGUGGAGUGCACCACUUUACCAAGGUGGGUAUGCUGGAGCUGGUUCGCGAAAGAUGUAUUGAGAGAGAUAUUCCGAUCAACUUUCCACCGCCCUGGUACCCUCUGACCUUCGCCCUGCCAGACGACUUGGAGCAGUGGAAAAGGCAUGCAGAAUCGAAUCCGCACAAGAAGUGGAUCUACAAGCCGAAUGCUGAAGCCAUGGGCCGUGGCAUUAUCCUUGUCUCCAAAAUUUCGGAUGUGGACUCUCGAGAGCGUCCCUUCCGCACCAGGUGUAAAAACGUGGAGGUUUUUGAUCCCAAGGAGCCUCCCUUGAAGGAGCGAGAUUUUGCGCAUUCUGGGGUCAUCCAAGAGUACAUGGUGAACCCUUUGCUCCUGGAGAACCGCAAGUUCGCCGUGCGGGUCUACAUGUUGGUGGCGCGAACCAAUCCAAUGCUGGUCUUCCACUACAACUUCGGCUACAUCAAGCGCUGUGGCCAGUACUAUGACGAAAACAAGUUCAAUCGUGAAGAUUUGUUCAGACACGUCACCGAGCAGGAGUUUCAGAAAAAGCAAGAGGAUUUCUACGAGACGGCGGCUGCCGAGCUCAUGUCUCUGGAAGAGUUGGACAGGUACCUGCAGGAGAACUAUGGUAUCCCAGCGUUCCGCUUGAACUUCUGGCAGCAGGUGAAGUCCAUCUGUAUGGAGAUCACCUUAGGCAUCAAGGAGGGCACGGAGGGCAUUGCGGAGAAAGGAAAGCUGGGGCAGUUCGAGGUCUUUGGACUGGACGUCAUCGUGGAUGCGGAUCA